Psylliodes chrysocephalus is the source of this 4779-nucleotide messenger RNA. The record is from the annotation of a GenBank genome assembly. Lineage: Eukaryota; Metazoa; Arthropoda; Insecta; Coleoptera; Chrysomelidae.
UGGCUGUGACUCCGGCCGUCUAGCUUGAAUCGCGUUGCUCUGUGACGGAAAUUCUGUGCUAUGCUUUCAGUCGGCUGACGACCGUGCAAGUGAUAACAUGUUGGUCGGUUGCGGCUCAAAAAACGGACGCGUACGUUUUGGUCCUUCGUAAUAGCCGGAUCUUUGUUUUUUCGUUCGAUUUCGGUUGUUUUUGGCGUAAAUUGGAUUUACUCGCUGCUGUCAGAAGUGAUUUUGUGCCUCUGCUGGAUUAUUUUUUGUUUUGUUUUUUUGGAUAUAAACUUUUUUUGUGUUGGUGUAUGUGGGUAUUUUUUUAGUGAUGGGUUCAGUGAGUUUUACUAAAUGAAUUUGAAGUGACUGCAUCAGGUCUAUGGCAAGACCUGAGGAUAACGAGGAACCCCUAGGCGACGACACAGACAUGUGGAGCAUGGAUGCCGGUGGGGCGGACUGUGACUGUCCAGGGCCGCCCCCCGAAUUUUUACUACCGCCGCCCCCCAGGCCGCCCUUACUACAACCCGCAGAUCCCAUGCAUUGCACUGAGGAUCCGCUACCUAUCGAAACGUGUGACGCUCUACCGCUGAUAGAUGCCAGCUAUAGGAGUAGUCCCUCUUUCCAGACAUCGGCUGUGAUAGUUUUGUGUUCCGUACUUCUUGGACUUCUUGUAUUUAUAGCAAUUAUUUUAAUUUGGAAGCAUAAAAGAAAAGUACAAAAUUUCUUACCUUGUAAAAACUCACCCCAAAACAACUGUGAUGUAAAUGCGGCAGCGGCAAUUUAUGAAGACCUUCACGACGUCAUAGCAAGGCCUACACCCACCCACCACCAUCAUCAUGCCCAGCUCGCUGGUAGGCGCAUCGUCGCACCAUCAAUUGAGAUGAUCGAUGUUAAGAACAAUAUCCACUACCCCAGCGGCUAUCCCAUGUCGCAACAUCCCCCCGUUUUCCUGUGUUCGUCUCCAGGGCCGGACCCGUACUGUUCCCAAGACCUCUACAACCCCGUAUACGAAGAACUAAGCGACGCCGAUAGCGAAAUGACACCCGCUCCUCAUAGCGAAGACGAAUUCGCUGAGGACGAACUGUCGUUGGCAGGCGAGAUGGAGAGACGGCGGCUGGACAUGCAACCGCCGGCAUAUAGAACGGAACCGUGCAUACGGCGAGACGUUCCGAGGUUUAGAAGGCCGCACGAACCUCUACCGCCAGUUCCAGGCAACAAACGCCAUCGAAGCCUAGACAGGCGGCGGCAAGAGUUUCACGAGGGCAUGCUUCUGGACGCCCUCCUCCAACUCUACCCCCGAGUCGGUAGCGUAGAACAGCCGCCCACCAGAGUCCGUCAAAUCCCUAGCAUAACCCAAAGAAUACAAUGCAUGACCCCGGGGCCAUACGAAACGGUACCCGUCAUAGGACAUUUAGCCACUUUCCGGCCCGUACCUAAACCCUAUUCGCAGGAUUCCGCCCUGGGCUCCGAUUCGGGGUACAGCAAUCACACGAGCAUCAGGAGCUCGAAUCGGGGCCGGCGGGACCCUAGGAGGUUGUCGCAACUUAGUGCCGAAUUGGCGUUGACUUAGAAUUUUUUUGUGUUCGGGUGUUGCGAUCGACAAUGACAUUUUUUUGUGUUCGAAUAGUGCAAUUAUUUCAAAUUAUUUCGUACUCAAGGAUUACAGGAAACUGGUUGAUUUGACAAAACGUACCCUACUUUGAUGUCUGGAAAACGAAAUUUAAAUUCAGUACUUCAUUUUAUCAAAUAUCAAUCGCGCAUAAAAGCAGUCCCACAUAAAAACAAUCCCGCAUAAAACCAAUCUCAUAUUAAAGCAAUCCCACAUAAAAGCAAUCUGAUAUAAAAGUAAUCCCGCAUAAAAGCAAUCCCACAUAAAAUCAUUAAAAAUAUCUUACAUAAAAUUAAUUUUUUGCGGGGAAUAUAAUAAUGUGUUAUUUCAUAUAAGUAUUGCCUCUUUUUCUCACAACAAAUUUAUCAGCACAAUGUUAGCACACCUAAAAAAUGUGAACGUACUAAAAAGUAUUGAGACUAUGAAAAAUGAAGGGAUGUUUGAAAAGUUCAUUUUCUUGCAGCACAGAUUCGGUGCGUCUAAUCAAUGUUUCCUAAAUUAUGACUUCAGUACGAAAUAUCAAAUUUACCAAAGUAUAAUAAAUUGUAAUGUUACACACACACUCUCUCAAGUCUGAUUGUAAUUAUUAAUAUUGAUAGUAUACCAAUUAUCACAGAAACUGAUUAAUAUCUAUACACCAGGGAAAGUACCACUAAUUUGUAUUAAAUCCACUAGCGUAUCCAAUAAUAUAUGUAAUUAAAUAUGAAACAUACUUCAAAUUUUAAUAAUAAAUCCUACAAAGUUGAAGCCAUUUAAACAAGUUUUAUGUUCAAUUUUUAAAUGAAUCCACACAUAAUAACACUCAUUAUACUAGUUUUACUAUUUUUGUCAUUAAAAUAAAAUCCUGUUUUACUGGUAAAAUUACUUCUACGAUAAUAUAGCUACUACCAUACCUAAUGACAACUGAUUUACAAUUACAAAAGAACUUUAAUAAUAAUUUUUUUAAAAACUUUCUUAUAAAACUAAUAGGUAUGCAACUAGUUAUAAAGUAGUGUAAAAUAAAGUAAUCUGUUUUAUAUUUCCAAUAAUAUAAGUCCUUGUUCCUGAGGUAAAUUUCUAGUGAAGCAAAAUAUUCCUUUGAAGGCUAUUGUUGGAUACGCUACUGGAUUUUGUUUGUUUCAUUUUAACCAAAUCUGAUUUUAAUAAUGCAUUAAAAUAGCAGCGCCUAAUUUGUGUUAAAUAGUGCGUAAAUGUAAACGAAAUUAUAAAUUUCUCCACAAAAGAAUUUACAAAUUAUUAAUAGUUUCCAAAGUUUGAUCAAAGAUUUACUGAAAAUAUCUAAAAUUUUAAACUUGAGAUCCCUUUAGCUACUUUCCUGUCAAAAAAGAUUGACAUGUCACGGACGUGCAAUAAAAAAUAAUAUUUCUACAAAUUUAUGAUCAAACCUUCACACAAAUAUUUUUUUUAAAUAAAUCACAUUUUGUAUGCCUAUAAAAAUCAAUUAUUUGGGGUAGCGAGUUAUAUAUUAUUUUGAUUAUAGAAUGUACAAUGUUAUUCUUGAGACAGGCAUAGGUAUCAAAAUAUUUCCUGAUUUUCAAAAACAAAAUGAAAUAUGUUUUCUAUUCUUCUAAAGAAUAUAAAUGCUAGUUCUCAGGAAUUACUCUGUACAAACACAACAUUCCAAUAUAAAAAUAGCAUAAAUUUUCGCAUCGAGGUAGAUUUGACAACAAUGUAGAAAGUUGUAAAUACUCCUGUAUAUUUUGGGAAUCUUUCGGCCAACCAAAGUUUUUUAGAAUCGUGAAAGUAUACCUACACUGUACUAUAUUGUAUAUUAUGUUCAUAAAACUAUUUAUAAUUUAUUAUUGUACAUUAUUAUAUGAUAGAUAAACAUGUUUCUAUAUAUUUAUUAAUUCUUCAAACACUGAAUCUUACCACGCAUACCACUUUUAGCAUGAAAUAUUUUAAGAAAAAUUGAAGCAUCUACAGUGUCUACUAACUAGAAAUUACAUAUUAUACCUAAUAAUGCCAACACCAUAACCCCAAACUAAGCUGUCAAAAUCAUUGAAUCAUUUACAAAUUAAACUGCUAACUAAAACAAAAAUGAAAAAAUAUUAAAAAAUAGAUUAGUAUUGAUUUAACCAAAGCAGAAUAUUCUACAAAACACUACUUGUAAUUUCAAGUUUUGGUAGACACUGUACAUGUUUCUCUAAUUCCAUUUAUUUAUUUAUUUAAUUAAUUUAAAAAAAAGUUUAAUAAAAGCUUCGUUCAAAAUAUCUUCUGUCUUUUCUAGGUACUCUAUGUUUUUUAAUCGUUUAUCAUGAUUUUUUAUUUAAUGAUUGUUCUCUUUUCUUUUCUUUUUUAUUUACUCUGUGUGUUCUCUCUCCCUUUAUAACCCUCUUCCUCUUUAUUAAUCUUCUUGUUAUAGUUAUUGUUUCUUAUUUCUCUUAUUAUUUCCUUUAUUACUUUGAACAUAAUUGUUUGAAAAUAAAGCUUUUAUUAUUCAAUUUUAAAACAUUUAGAUACUUCUUAUACUCUAGAUUUUUCUUUGAAUCCUGUUUCUUAUCUAUUUAUUUAAUAUGUUCCUAAAAACAUGAUACACUAGUUGUGCGCAAUACAGCAACAUAAUAGUCCAAAUUGACUGUACUAUAUUUGAGUUACGCAACUAUUUUUUACGCAAUGCACAAUGUUGGUGUACAUUGCACUUGGCACUUUGUAUAUUCCGCUACGUUCCUCUACAUUAUAUUCUUCUGCAUAAAGUGGUACAAUACAGCCAAGUAUAAUGUACAUUAAACUGUUCUUGAACUUUUAAAGAUAAUUCCUAUAAAUAAAAAGCUAGUGUAUCAGAAAAGAACAGGGUUUCAUUUUUCUUUUCUAUUCUUCGAAAACGGAGUUUAUGAAACAUGUAUUCGAAAAGUAGUCUCAUUGCACAAUAGUCCUUGUAUCCAAGUUAUUCUGAGCUAAAUCGAUUUAAAAUAUUCGAGAAAGUUUUUUUUUUUUUAAAUAAAGAACUUUCUUUGAUAUGUAUUUAGAAUGACUGGGCUAUUAGUUAUUCAGAGUAGACACAAGACCUAAUCAGUGUUUGUAUUAUGCUAGUCCAAUCAAUUUGUAAAAUUAUGUAAUUGCAUAAUUGAAAAUAUCAAUUUUCGUUGAAAUGUUCACCGAUAUGGGUAAUAACUUCAUUAUAAAUAUUAUUUUGUUAUUGUUUUUAAUCUACAAUUUUUAAUAAAUUUGAAUUCAAUAGA